UACAGAGUUCCGUAACUUCAUAAUUGAAUCUGCAUUUUAUUCGAGGAGAUGAUUUGAAUUCAUUUGCGAAAAUAAUAGAUGAAAGAAUAGAUAUUAUAUAGAUGGUAGUAAUUUUCUAUCGUAUGAAUAGUUUAAUGUCUGCAGGAUUAACUGAAGAGGCAGAACAUAAUUUCAGUUUUUGAGCCAUGCACUUACAGUAAAUAAGAAACGGAGAAUAUGUAUUCUACUUUUAAAAGGGGAUCAGUAAGCAGAGAUGGAAUUUUAAUUCGUUUGAAUUCUAAAGAGCUUUUAUGUAAAAACUAAAGGAACGUGAUCAACAUACUUAAAUAGAUAUACAUCAACCAGAACUGUAAUUACGGAGUGUGCGUGUAAUUGUUUAUACUUAUAUAGCUAGUAAGCAUAAAUAUAUUUUUAAGACUACGCGAUUGUGAAAUUAUAUAUUGUCAACUAUUCUGUUCAGCAUUACAGCAGUAGCACAAAUUGUAAUGAAUCAAUGAAAAUAUUCUACAAGUAUUUACUUGGGAAUAAUGACACUCAAAUAUCAAGAGACCUGUGCAUCAUGAAGAAAUAAGCGCAAUCGUUACAGAACAGAAGAGUGUUAACGCGACAUUCUUUUCAAUUUUUUUUUAAAGCAACGACAGAUCAGACUGAACUAGUUUAAAAUUGUAAUUAUGUUUCAGGGAUUAUUAGAUAAUUUCGGAGCAUGGAAUAUACUGUUUUGGGUGUGUGCUAUUACAUUUAUGGGCGGAUAGAGGCAACAUUAAUUACUGUCAAAGUUUAAUGUCCGCCGUUACAUGGAAAACGGGUUAAACCCAAAAGAAACAAGCAAAACAAAUUUUAAUGUAAAGAGGAGAGACAUUUUAGCGGUGUACUUUUUGUUUUGCUAUAUUUCAGGUUAUUUUACCAUCACAUUUUAUUGUUGACGGAAUAAGAAUUUAUUUUCGAAUCCAGAUAAAUUUCUUCAUGAUUUAAAUCAUUAAAGAUUUAAUGUAAAAUGGAGCUUAAGCAUAUGUACUUGUAUUUGAUUUUAGUGCACAUAGUAUGUCUCAUACGUAAAAUUCAAACAGCGAAGGAAUGUGUGUACCAAUAUGAUAUGAAACAUAACCGUGUUAAAAUCACCUGCGAAAAAGGUGCAGUGUUACAUAUAGUUGACCAAAACGGCAACACGUUACUUACCGGAGAAACCAGCAGCAGUACGGAUGAUAGUCCCGUUGUUGUACAACUUAAUAGAUCAAGCAUUUCUUCAUUGAAUGAUGAGGCACACAAGGCAACCAAGAAACUAAGUGAUGCCAGUAAACUGUUGAGGAAAGUACGUGAAGAUCUUACACUGCAGAUAAACAACCUCAUUAACCUGACAAGCCUUCUACAACGAGGAGAUGAUGAACUCAAAAAAGACCUAUUUACUUUGAGAAAUCAUGAGCUAACUUCACCUUUGGUGAGGGAAGCUAUAAUUGCAGCUCUACAGAACCAGUACAAUUUCCUGCGAAUGGGACUUCUAUCUCAGAACACUCAGAUGAACGAGUUGAUACGAACAACAAUGCGACUGACAACUUCCAUUAUGAAAACGGCACGUGGCGCACGAGGUGUCGGCGAAAUUCUUGAUCUUAGAGCUGACGUCAUGAAUGAAACGUUGUUCAACAUAACGAAGCUAAUGCCUGGAGGAUUCGAACAUGGAGCCUUUUUCGGGGAGAAAACAGUUUUCUGUCCUCAGGAAUUGAAGAAGAUUAGCAAGAAGGGAACCAGUGUGACAACAGGCGUUGAGCAGGGAACCAUCAUGAUAGACUCGCAUACCCCUGAUAAGAUUUGGGUCAUGUAUGGGUAUAUAAACAUCAACGAAGUGAUCGAAUACAAUUCUCUUAAAGGUCUGAAGUUCGAGCAAGUUGAUAAGACGUACGAGUUGCCCUUUUCUUGUGUGGGGACUGGCCACGUGGUAUACAAACAGGUUCUGUAUUGUCAGAAAAUGUUCACUAACAAGAUUGUCAAAUACAGUCUCGCAGAAUCUCGCUGGCUUGGCGAGAGGCAGCUGGAUAACGUGGGUGUUCAUGACACCUUUCCGUACCAGUCAGGAAAACACACUGAUUUAGACUUUGCCGUUGACGAAAAAGGGCUAUGGCUAAUCUAUGCAACGAAUUCUUCUCGGGGACAUAUCGUUGUAAGCAAAGUGAACGAAGAAGACUUGUCAUUUGAUAACACUUGGGUGACAGAAGUUAAAAAGAAAACAGUGGGAAAUGCAUUUAUUAUCUGCGGUGUACUUUAUGCUGUAGACGCAUUUGAUAAAGCUCCAACUUAUGUAAAAUAUGUAUUUGAUACGAAUACAGCCAACGGAAGAGGUUUGGAGCCGGGUGAUUUGCCUUUUGUGAACUCUGUAAGUAGCGACUAUGCAAGGGUUUACGGUCUGGACUACAGUCCCUCCGAUCAAGCUUUGUACUCAUGGAAUAACGGCCGUAUUGAAAUAUAUCCUGUGUCUUUUCUAGAUGAAAAUGAGCCAUGAAUAUUUGAUGACUGUUUCAGACGGCGUAUAUCAGAUACUCUAUGCUCUUAUGGCAGUGCGAUGAAAAUCACUCAUGGAUGGAUUGGAAUGAAUGAUAAAUAAAAAAAAAACUAAUUAAAGCAAUAAUGCAAUAAAACAUGAUACAAGAGGCAAUAAUUAUGAUAAAUUUGAUUUAAAUGCUGUAAAAUAUAUUAUAUAAUAUCGCGACUGUGAAUUCUGUAGAUUACGCACCACAAGAUUCAACCAUUGUCUUUGUGGAAUAUUGCCGCAUUGAAAAUGUCCUAUUUAUCAUCUAGAUAAGAUCAAGCAAUGCACAUUCGAUCAAUUUACAGCUAAUUGAAUUAGAAUGUUAUAUUUAUAAGGCAAUGAUUGAGGACUUCAUGCCCGAAUAACAAUGCUUCGACACAUAAAGGUAAUUGUAUGAAUUAUAAAUGAAAUACCCUGUGUUGCAGAAAGAUGAAAAUGUUCAGUUAAUGAAACAUCCUAUAAAGAAAAUUUAUUGAAAGUGCAAACAAGUAAAAUGAUUAAAAAAGAUUAUAAACGAUUGAACAUUGAAAUAAAGAGUCACAGAUAGAGAAAAAUAUUAGUAUACUAGUAUAAAAUGCUUGCCUUUUAAAAAGGUCGAUUUAUACUCAUAUCCAAACAUUUGUCAGAUUUUCAGUGUUUGGUCUUAAGGUAGUUCUGCACGUUUGGAUCGAACUUUUUUCUACAAUGUAGAAUUCGAUUAAACUCUGAUUUUUCAAAACUUCAUAAUAUACCUAGAAAAUUCAGCAAAUAAAAAAGAUAGGGUCGUGUGCUUGAUUUUUUGCUACACUGAUUUGAAAAAUUUGGACCUCAUGCAAUAUUUCAUAAUGGGAGUCUAUGGGAAAAUCAUAACUUUCAUAACAUUUUCAAAAAUAGAUUUUUUUCUACAAUGUAGAUUUUGAUGAAACUUCUCACGGUUGUUGAUAAACAUAUGGCCUAUAAUUUGGUGGAAUAAAAUAUAUAGGUCCCUGUGCUUAUUUUUGAGAUAUGUGAUCAUGAUUAAAGUGAACCGAACAUUUCACGCUAAUUUUAAAACAUUAUUUUGAUUUUUAACGCCUCAUAUGUUUUAAUAUCAUAUUUUGACUUUAGAAAUAUAGCAACAGUGCCAUUGUAAUUAAUUUACUCGCAGGCUUCGAUUAAUUCUUAAACUGAUUUUCAUUUCCGUACACCGAAUCCUGGCUUUAUUCUACGUUUUCCGGAUAAAUGACGUUACGCCAUCACUUCCGGUUUUUCAAACGUGCAGAACUACCUUAAAUUGUUUAUGACAUCACACUGUGAUAACGUCAUUGCUUGAUACGGCUUAGCGUAGGAGUCAAUAAGAAUGUUUAUAUUUCUCAAUUGACUGUGUUCACAACAACCAAACAGACUAUACAUAUAUAUUUGAUAAUAACGACAGUGAAUUUAAAAGUUAUCGCACGCCUAUUUGUUACCUAAGUUUAAUAAAGUCAAGAUUUUCCCAUGCUGACAUAAAGAUUUUAUAUCUGGUACCUGACGUGAUUUGUAACGUCAGUUUCAAAUGUAACAUGUCGUAAAAAGUUCAUGUAUGAAAAUAUUUACAAAUUUACACCAGAUAAAUAACACUUGAUAUCACUUAAUGGAUAAAACGUAAUACAACAUUAUUUAAUUGAUAUAAAGAAAUAUGCACUAUUUCUUUCGCGGAAUAAUAUUCAGCUGCUAAAGUCGCGCAACAUUUCUGCGGCAGAACUCGUGCAUAUUUCUCGAUACAAAUCUGAUAAACUUUGAUUAAUCAUUCCCGCAUACCAGAGGUCCAUCAUGGUUCCCCGGUAGUUCGUCUCUGGUACCAUGUCGAACAGCUGAUGAAUGAGAAUGUAAUUAAUAUGAGUGGAUAAUGAAUGGAUGAAAAGAUCGUACUUGCCGAUAAACACUUUAACAAAUGAGCCGCACCAUGAGAAAACCAACAUAGUGCGUUUGCGACCAGCAUGGAUUCAGACCAGCCUGCGCAUCCGCGCAAUUUAGUCAGGAUCUAUGCUGUUCGCUUUCAAAGCCUAUUGCAAUUAGAGAAAUCGUUAGCGAACAGUAUGGAUGCUGACCAGACUGCGCGGAUGCGCAGGCUGGUCUGGAUCCAUGCUGGUCGCAAAUACACUAUAUUGGUUUUCUCAUGGUGCGGUUCAAAUGUUCUAACGUAUAAUUGGAUAAAUUGCGAAUAUCCUUACAACGAGUAAAAAUAUAAUAUUGAAAUAUGGCAUACAUUGUUGCUGAAAGACCGAAAUAUCUAAAAAUCAAAACUUGGAAUCAUACAAAUUUUAACAAUUCUGCCAUCUCCAUCAAUUUAUCAAGUAAAAAAGUUGGCAUUUAUUUAUCGCAAUUCUAAAAGGAGCUACAUUGUAAUUUUAUAACAAUUAAUAACAGAAAAAAACAUUGCUGCUAAGUGCAAGAACAUUAAUAAUAAUUACAAAAUUUUGAGAGUCUAACCAUUUUGUGUUUUCAAGGCUUACGUAUUUUCUAACCAACUAAUAUAUAAGCGCUGAAUAAAUGUUCCAAAUUAAACACGCCUAUGAUCUGCUCGCGGACAAUACAUAUUUCUGUUCGUUCAAAGGGUCACGCAGUACAAUUAUUGAUUUUUUGCUCGAAUUAUGUGUAAAAUAUGGAAAAACAUAUAGCUGAUCUUCAGAAAGAAAAUUUUAAAAGUGAAUAUCUUCCUACAAAAUGAAAAGCGUUGCGUAAGUCUUAGAAAAUUUGUUAAAAUGUACACAACCGGAAAUUGUUAGUACUUUAAAAAAUUGAUUGUAAAAUCAUAUCGAUAUAGUCGCUGUAAGUGGCAUGAAACGAUUAAUAUUCGGCCAUUUGAUAAGUAUGUAUUAUUUUGAGUUUUGAAUGUGAAUAAAAUAAAAACUUAACUGAGUGUAUUCAUUGAUUGAAGGCAUUAUUUGCACAUAUGUAAAUACUCAUAUAUGGAGUAAUAUAUGAAGUUAUCGAAAGACGUACUGCGUUUCAUUUCUGUGACGUAUAAUAGCAUCGUAUUAUAACACAUGAAAAUUAAAAAGAAAAUGUAAAGCUUAUAGAAUCGUUUCUAAUUAUUAUGAAUUUCAUGGUAAAAUGUUUUAAGGUGUUUUUUUCACAUGUCAUUUUUGGAUUUGAAACGAACUGUACAAGGAAAACAAGAUUUUGAUGUUUCGAUUUAAAAGACAAAAUGUUUAAAAAUGUGAUUACAACAUCUUCAUUGUAUAAAAAACUUAACAUUGUUUUUUGUUGUUGAUAUCGAAGGAAUAUAAUUUAUAGUACAAUUAAAUUCUAAAAUUUGAAAAAAGUACUGUGAGAAAAAACGCACCAGAAAGGUACGAAAUUCAAAACGGUAAAAUACAAUGUUACCAAUUUUCGACGGGUUUAGAUAUAUUCUAGUAAUUGUAUAGGUUAUUUUUUAUUCAAAUGGUCUGUAUAAGAAUUUUUCAGCACAAGCACUGAUACGAAUUCUAUUAAAUAAAACAUAGUAGUUUAGAGUUCCCGCUGUAGGCGAUUUUUCAUUGUUUUUGUUUGAAUUAGAUGUUCAUAUUUAUAAUGUCUGUUACAAAAAUGUUGAGAAAAGUAUACUGACAAGUAACUGA
Messenger RNA from Mercenaria mercenaria, 6078 nucleotides. RefSeq names its product olfactomedin-like protein 2B. Lineage: Eukaryota; Metazoa; Mollusca; Bivalvia; Venerida; Veneridae. Gene Ontology annotation, biological process: signal transduction. The record is from RefSeq and is a predicted model, not a curated record. The coding region runs from base 995 to 2491 and encodes 498 amino acids. The transcript is spliced from 5 exons.